Messenger RNA from Glossina fuscipes, 1674 nucleotides. It is a transcript of the gene Dek, whose product is annotated as protein DEK. Gene Ontology annotation, cellular component: nucleus. Gene Ontology annotation, molecular function: histone binding; DNA binding. Lineage: Eukaryota; Metazoa; Arthropoda; Insecta; Diptera; Glossinidae. Bases 211 to 1224 code for a protein of 337 amino acids. Gene Ontology annotation, biological process: chromatin organization; regulation of double-strand break repair. The record is from RefSeq and is a predicted model, not a curated record. The transcript is spliced from 9 exons.
UUCGGUUCACAAGGUAAAAACAAUGUGGUCAAGAAGAAUUUGCGUUCCUUUGCCGGCUUUGAAUUUGAAAAAGAUUCCACUGAAUAUAAAAAGAAACUGGAAGCUAUUAAAAAAGUGGAUAUUAAAGCAUUGAAAAAUAUUUGUGAUAUACUAUCAUUGGAAAGGAAAGGUUCAAAGGAAGAAAUAGCAAAUCGAGUUUUGAAUUUCCUGAUGGAGCCUGACGAAGCGUUGUGUGUUGAACCGGCUGAAGAAGAUGACGAAGACAUGGAAGAAGAUGAUGGCGGGCUCGAAGAGCAGGAAGAAGAACCAAGUGAAGGAGAAAAACGAAAAACAAAAGCGCCGCCACCACGCGGUCGUUCGGGCUCGGGACGUCCACGCCGUUCUACAGCUGGCAAAAAAAUGUCCGCUUAUGUGGAUUUCUCAAGUUCGGAAGAAAGCGAUCAUAAAGUAGCCCCGGCCAAACGCAGACGAAAUGAGGAAUCUGAAUCGGGCUCAGAUUACAAUCCUUCGGGAAAUUCUGACUCGGAUGGUGGUAGGGGACGGAAAGCAGCAGCAGCUCGGGCCAGCCGCGGUCGUCCAGCCCGCAAAAGUCGAAGAAGAAACACUGAUUCGGAAGAAGAAUCAGUAUCAGAAGCUGAGAGCGAUGUGCCGAAGCGUAAACAACGUGCUUCUACGACUACGAAACGCGGUCGACCGUCUGCUAGCCGUGGGAGAGGAGGACGUGGAAGUGCUGGUGCUUCAUCACGUAAACGCAAAGAUUCUGAAAGCGAGGAUGAGGAAGAAAUAUCUGAGGACGAGGAUGAGGAAGAAAUGUCUGAGUUGGCAAGCGAGCAAAGUGAAGAAGAAGAAAAAUCAAAAAAGAAUAAAAAAUCACAUACACCUGCGAAGAAUAACAAAGCAAAUAAUAAAAACAAAACACCAGCCAAAGGCAAAAACACAGCUGCUGGUCGUCCUAAAAAGUCCAAAAAAGAAUCUUCGAAUGAAGAUGAUGGUAAAGAUGAUAGCGAUGAUGAAGAUGAACCGCUCAAUAAAAAAGGCAAAGCUUCAUUCCCCACGGACGAACAAAUCCGAGCAUAUGUAAAAGAAAUUUUAGAUAAAGCCAAUCUCGAGGAAAUUACCAUGAAAACGGUUUGCAAACAAGUCUAUGCUAAGUAUCCUGAUUUUGAUCUAACAGAGAAAAAGGAUUUCAUUAAAGCCACAGUCAAAGCGUUAAUCGCUGCUUAAACAGGAUAAAGUCCUUCUUUUUUUUUUAAUUAGUAAAAGCAACACAAAAUUAAGGAACCAAUCAACAGCAGUUUUAUCUAAGUUUUAGUUGUAGAAUUAAACAUUUUUGUGUAAUGAUGACCAUUCUCUAUAAUUAUCCCCCCCAUACAUUGACUUUGCCUUCCUCUUCUACACUGUGAAAGUAAUGAAAAAUGAAUUUUGUUUUGUGCUUCUUCUUUGUUCUCAAAUUUAACCAACCUUAGUUUAGUUAAGCGAUGAGCACUAUCGAAUAAUAGUCAACAAAUAGAAAUUUGACGAUUAUACUUACUCGUUGGAAACUAUUCGUUUUGUUCGAAUUACUUUAUUUGCUAGAAUAUAGGUUUCUUUCAAUUAUUCGCGCUAAUACGAAUUUUUAAAUGAUGCAACAAUUAUCUAAUUGGAUUUUGGAAUAAUAAUAAUAUUAUCAAAAAG